Molecule: messenger RNA, 1092 nt
Organism: Stylonychia lemnae
Lineage: Eukaryota; Ciliophora; Spirotrichea; Sporadotrichida; Oxytrichidae
Source: the annotation of a GenBank genome assembly
AUGAGAAGAUAAAAUAGCUUAUUCAAUGUAAGACUGCAUAUUGAUAGAAAUUUUAGUCCAUCUUCAUUAGAUGAUUCUAAAGAUGAACUUGAUAAUGAUUAAGAGUAGUGUAGAAAUCACCCUAGUGACUCUCUGAACACCUCAAUGGCUUUCAAAUCACUACAAUUUUAUCAAAUUCAAAAUGAUGAGGAAUAAAAUGGAAGCAAGCUUUCAAUUAACUAGUCAUAAAAGUAAAAAUCAUCACUCCAUAAACUUAAGAAAUACGUGCAGAAUUAAAACCAAUAAUUACCCCGAGGAAGAAAUACUAAGUUAUAGCAAACUAAAGAGCAAAAAGAUACAUUGAGUUUGAUUGAGGAAGUUUGCAGUAAAAUAAACUAAUCCUAUGAUUAGCGUAUGAAUUAUGAAAAUAGAUCUCUCUCCCAUCGUAAAUAUAAAAUAGCUAUCUAUACUGAAGAGAAUAGCUUUAAGGCUGAUUAAAGCCAACAGUAUCAGCAAUUAUAGAGUCUUCCAACUUUAAUUAAUGGCGAGACUCCUGUAUUCCAAGACAUACAGCUGAAUUCUUACAAUCCAGCUUUGAAAUUAUCUCAUAAAUCAAAAAUGGAUUAGCUUUAUAGACAAUUUAUCGAUAGUAAUCCUGAGUGUGAAACACUUUCAACCUGUAAGUCAGUUGAUAUGAAGGAGAAUUCUGCAACAAAAAAGAAAGAUCUAUCUAAUUACAAGAAGUGUGUAAGGCCAUCCAUAUAAUCAAUGCUUUCCUUGAAUACCAAUUCAACUUAAUCAUCUAAGUUUAAGUCAAACAAGUAGCUUUACAAUUCAAGAGAUUAUGGAGUACUCAUAAACAGAGAUAUAUAAGUCACUCAAAGUAUCAAUAGUUCUUUGCAGAAUAAUAUGAAAUGUGCAGCUUAAGUUUAAAGCAAGAAUUCUAGGAAUAAAUCAGAGCUGAGUAUUGCAGACCCUUUGAGACUCAGAACUAAACUUAAAAAUGAGAUUUAGCAAAUUCUAAAGGAACAGCAAGAACAACCUAUAGAAAAAUUGACCGAUCUCAUAUUAAACAAAAUGGCUGAAAUUGCUGACUCUGAAAUAUAAGAUUGA